UGAUCUGUGCUUCUUUGGAAGCUGGUGUACGGGGCAACAGCAACAGCAAACAUCGACUGAGCUAAUCACAAACAGACUUGUCACUCUUCCGAAAUUACGUCCGAGAUUAAUAUACCAAAAUGACUUCUUGCGCUUCGCCUUCAGACCUGAUCAAGUUUGUGAGUGACCCCAACAACUGGCCCUACUUGGCAACGGGCGGAGUUUCAACUGCAGCUGUGCUGUAUUACAUGGUCCCUAGGCUAGUGCCGCCAGAUAGCAACAGACCUGGACAGAUUGGAUAUCACAACAGUAAAGCCUCAUCAUCCUUAUCAUCAUCUGCACCACACUUCAAAGGCACCGGCAGAAUGGGCAAUGUUCUGAGGACAGACGGCAAGCCCCUUCAAUCAGUAGAAUACAAACCUGUGAAGUUGCCCGACAAAUUGACAACCAUGUUGCCGGGUCCCGAAAGAAUCCGGAUUUCGUGUCUGUGCAAAGAUGGAAAAGUGUCCGAUAGUUGGAUCCCAGAUCUCCCUUCGCAGACCAUGUACGACCUGUUCAUGGUUGGACAUAAGCUCUCGGGGGACAGUCCCUGUCUCGGGUACCGAGAGAGACGAAUAGAAGAAACCUCAUCACGCAGUUCACGAAGUAGUGCAAACUCGUCGCCUCGGAAAACGGAAGUUUGGGAUCCUGAAUAUAGUUGGAUCACGUACGAGGAAGUUCGCUACGCGGCUCAUCUUGUCGGCUCCGGGUUUGUGAAACUCGGUUUGCCUUCGGCAGAAGAGUACAAAGUGGGCAUUUUUUCCCCAAAUAGGCCGGAGUGGGAUAUCACGCAGCUUGCAUGCUCAAUGUUCAGCUAUGUUGUAGUUCCUCUAUACGACACUCAAAGUAUAGAAGCUCAAGUGCAUAUAAUCAACCAGACUGAAUUGAGAAUCGUUUGCGUAGACAAUGAAGCUAAACUACAGAAACUUCUGUCGCUAAAAGAUCAAUUGCCAACUAUUGAGAGUCUGAUUUGUUUUGAAGAAAGUAUCGCAGAUUCAACAUGGGGUUCGAUACAAGCUGCGGGUUGGAAACUGCUCACACAUAAGCAACUGAAAGCGCUUGGUGAAGAGAAGUUGAGUCCGAUAAGUCCGUCCAAGCCAGAGGAUACUUUCAUCAUACUGUACACCUCUGGCACCACUGGAAUGCCCAAGGGAGUGGUGUUGAAACAUAAGAAUGUGGUGACAGAAGUGGAAUCCAUUGUCCGACUUUUUAGAGGAUACGACGACAAUACUACAUACCUGCCUUCUCAAAGUGACACAUAUAUCUCAUAUCUGCCAAAUGCCCACGGAUUCAACCAAGUUUGCAUGGGUGCAAUGUUUGCGUGUGGGGCCAAAGUGGGCUACUUCCGGGGAGAUGUGAAACAACUCCUAGAGGACGCCCAGGCACUGCAUCCGACCUAUUUCCCAAUGGUGCCCCGUCUAAUGAACCGACUCUACGCGGGAGUCUUGGGCAAGAUCAAAGGGAACAAAGUGAAGGAGCUGCUGAUGAAUAAAGGCUUAGCGGCCAAGAAGAAAGAAGUGAGAGCGGGUGUAUUCAGACGGAACACUUUCUAUGACAAGCUGGUCUUCUCUAAGAUCCAGAAGAUGUUGGGAGGGAGUGUGAGGUUCAUGGUUACUGGAGCGGCGCCUGUUUCCGACGAAGUGAUGGAGUUUGUCAAGUGUGCCAUGGGGGUGCCAGUAUUUGAAGGUUAUGGACAGUCGGAGUGCACUGCGGCCGCCACUCUAACCCUACCUGGCCAGUUGAGUCUGGGCAAUGUGGGGGUGCCUCUGGCCUGCUGUGAGAUCAAAUUGGUGGAUGUGCCAGAGAUGAACUACUGGGCCAAAGAGGACAAGGGGGAGGUGUGCUUCAGAGGAAACCACUGCUUCUCAGGAUACUUUAAGGACGAAGAGAAGACGCGCGAGGCGAUAGUGGAUGGGUGGGUGUUGUCGGGCGACAUAGGGGAAUGGACAGCGGAGGGUACUCUGAAGAUCAUAGACAGGAAGAAGCAUAUCUUCAAACUGGCACAGGGCGAGUACGUUGCGCCCGAGAAGGUUGAGGGAAUCUACUCUCAAUAUCCUCUGGUCGCGCAGAUAUACGUGCACGGGGACAGCUUGCAGUACUGCUGUGUGGGAGUGUGUAUACCUGACGAGACUGCCUUACGAAAUCUGGCAUGCCAGGAGGGAAUCCAAGACAGCACCCAACUCACCUUCUCACAGUUGUGCCAGACACCCAAACUGGUUCAAGUGGUGCUCAACAAACUCACAGAACACGCCAACGAAAAGAAGCUGAACAGUCUGGAAAAAAUUAGAGCCAUUUACCUGCAUGAUGAGCUGUUGACCCCUGAGAGUGGACUGUUGACCCCGACUCUGAAGUCGAAGAGGGCAGACAUGGCUAAAUACUUCAGAACACAGAUAGAACAGAUGUACGAGCGACUGUCAGAACACGACAACAAGGUCGCCGCCAAAACUGCGUCCAAGUUGUGAGCCAUGAUAAAUGGACACCUACUACUUGCGGCUCUUUUACUUUGACCCCCCCCCCCCAACGCAAAAAGAAGCAAGCGUAAACAUCAAGUUAAGGAGUAGCUAAUAGUUUUUAUCACGUUGCAUAUGAAUAGAUGGAUAAGACUAAAUAGUUUUGGAAUUAGUAUUUUUGAACAUUCCGAAUUUCUUAAGUAAUGCACGUGAAUAAAAAGUGGCGCUAUUCGACUCCCCCCAC
Molecule: messenger RNA, 2712 nt
Organism: Symsagittifera roscoffensis
Lineage: Eukaryota; Metazoa; Xenacoelomorpha; Acoela; Convolutidae
Product: long-chain-fatty-acid--CoA ligase 5-like
Exons: 10
Coding region: 120-2480 (786 amino acids)
Biological process (GO): long-chain fatty acid metabolic process
Cellular component (GO): membrane; endoplasmic reticulum
Molecular function (GO): long-chain fatty acid-CoA ligase activity
Source: RefSeq, a predicted model, not a curated record